CUAAACUCCGAUUGGGUUUUACUUUCUAGGUUUUUGCGGCUCGCCUUCGUGUACUUACGCCUCGAUGGGAGGCUCGCGCACGCAGGCGAACAAGGCUCACAAGAGUCGCUUCGCUUCAAAAUCUUCUCGUCAGCUCCACCGGACUUCCGGCACUGAUGGCAAACGUAUCGGGAAGCCAGAUUCUCACCGGGCCGCAGUGAAGGGGGCACGUGCUGCUCGGAUUCAGCGCAGCAAAAUGAUCCGUGACCAGAAAAGGGCCGCUUUGUUAAAGGAGAAAAGAUCCUCAACUGGAUCCUCAAGUCCACCUCGUGUUAUUGUCCUUUUUGACCUUUCCUCAUCCACAAAUUUGGGUAAAGUUGCAAGGGAUCUGUUGAUGCUAUCAUCAGGAGAAGAUACAUCACCUUUGUCAAACACUGUUGCUUCAUCAAUUUACAAAUUUAGGCUAACGGUCCUGGAAGCUCCACAUGGAGAUCUGUUAUCGUGCGUGGAAAUGGCAAAGAUAGCAGAUCUUAUUGCAUUUGUAGUGUCUGCAAAUUCAUUGGUUGAUGAAUAUGAAACAAGCAACCCGGUGGAUGCAUUUGGACAGCAAUGUCUUUCUGUCUUCAGAGCCAUUGGUUUACCAAGCACUGCUGUCUUAAUUAGGGAUCUUCCUUCAGACAUAAAACGAAAACAAGACUUCAAAAAGCUGUGCAUUUCUCAUCUUUCUUCUGAGUUGCCUGAGGAUUGUAAAUUUUAUCUGGCUGAUACUAGGGAUGAUUUGCAUAAGUUCAUGUGGCUUUUCAAGGAGCAAAGCCUUUCAUGCCCUCAUUGGAGGAAUCAAAGACCUUAUCUUAUGUCCCAAGAGACACUUCUAGAACCUGAUCACGAUAAUCCUGGAAUGUGCUCGUUGCUUCUGUCUGGUUAUGUGCGUGCUCACAGUCUUUCUGCUAACCAACUGGUUCAUGUUUCAGGCACUGGAGAUUUUCCGAUAGCGAAGAUUGAUAUCCUUAAGGAUCGAUUCCCUAUUAAUGAAAGGAAAAGUUCUAACUCAAUGGAUGCUGAUGAUAUGAAUAGUUCGCAGGUCAUACAGACUCUACUUCCAGAUCCUUUGAAGCAGGAACCUUUGGUUAUUGAAAAUGUACCCGACCCUCUUGCAGGUGAACAGACAUGGCCAACAGAAGCAGAGAUGGCUGAAGCCGAGACAAAUAACAAAGAGCGAAAGUUGGUUAGGAAGAAACUUCCUCGAGGCACUUCAGAUUACCAGGCUGCUUGGAUUGUGGAGGAUACUGAUGAUGACUCUAACCUUAGUGAAGAGGAUGAUGAUGGUAUGAUAAUAGCUGAACAUGGAGACCAAGCAGCUCAAGAAAAUUCUGAUCAUUCAGAUAUUGAUGAUCAUUUUGUCAGUGAAAAUUUUGAUGAUAAAACAAUUGGGGAUACUGAAAUGGCUGACGAUGAAAACAUGACAAAGGAACAGAUAGAAGCAGAGGUUAAGAAAAUUAAGGAAGCAUAUGCUGAUGAUCAAGAGUUUCCUGAUGAAGUAGAAACACCAAUUGAUGUCCCAGCUAAAAAGCGUUUUGCCAAAUAUAGAGGACUCAAGUCUUUUCGAACCUCUUCAUGGGAUCCAAAAGAAUCAUUACCCCCUGAAUAUUCAAGAAUUUUUGCUUUUGACAAUUUUGCUAAAACGCAAAAGAAUGUCCUUGCAAAGAUGCUUGAGGUAGAUGAAGGGAACACGAAUGAAUGUGCUCCUGUAGGAUCAUAUGUGAGAAUCUACUUGAAAAGUGUACCUUUGGAAGUGUCUGCUAGGCUAUGUUUACCCUUAAGGAAGGCACCUGUGCUUGUAUGUGGGCUUCUACAACAUGAAUCAAAGAUGUCCGUCCAGCACUUUAGCAUUAAGAAACACGACUCUUAUGAUGCUCCUAUACGGUCCAAAGAGAUGCUCAGUUUCCAUGUAGGGUUCCGUCAGUUCAAUGCAAGGCCUUUGUUUUCUUCUGACAAUUUGAAUUCUGAUAAGCACAAAAUGGAGAGAUUUCUACAUCCAGGACGUUACUCUAUGGCAUCUGUUUAUGCCCCUAUUAACUUUCCUCCCCUUCCAUUGGUAAUUCUGAAGACUCAAGAUGGAGAAGCUCCUGCUGUUGCUGCCCUUGGUUCACUAAAAUCAGUGGACCCAGAUAGGAUAAUCCUUAAGAAGAUUAUUUUAACUGGCUACCCGCAAAGAGUGUCAAAAUCUAAGUCCAUAGUGCGGUACAUGUUCCAUAAUCCUGAGGAUGUCAGAUGGUUCAAGCCACUAGAGGUAUGGACAAAAGGUGGUCGUCGAGGUAGAAUCAUGGAGACUGUUGGGACUCACGGCGCUAUGAAAUGUAUCUUCAAUGGCGUGAUUCAGCAGAAUGAUACCGUGUGCAUAAGCCUAUACAAACGCGUUUACCCCAAGUGGCCGGAGCAUUGCUACGCUUCGUAGGACAUCAAAUGCAGCAACAUGAGUAGGCUAAAUAUUCCCUCCCUUUACUGGGAUUAAACUUCCGGUUCAAAAGAAACCAAAGAAUGGGAAUCUACAUUCAAAUUAGCCAUUUCCUAAAUUUGUACAUUGUAUCAGCUUGUAGUUUUUCUCUUUGGUGCAUGAUGUAUCUGAUGCACCAUAUGAUUUUGGACGAGUUACUAGCUUUUUGCUGUGCUUCCUAUUUAUUCUAUCAUUUGUUUUCUUCAAAAUGUGAUAUUAUUGUUUACUGCAUUUACUGGUUCCAAGUUAUUUUUGAUAAUGAGGUUGGAUUUCUAGAAAAA
Messenger RNA from Zingiber officinale, 2754 nucleotides. RefSeq names its product pre-rRNA-processing protein TSR1 homolog. Lineage: Eukaryota; Viridiplantae; Streptophyta; Magnoliopsida; Zingiberales; Zingiberaceae. Bases 65 to 2434 code for a protein of 789 amino acids. The transcript has 21 exons. Gene Ontology annotation, biological process: ribosome biogenesis; endonucleolytic cleavage of tricistronic rRNA transcript (SSU-rRNA, 5.8S rRNA, LSU-rRNA); maturation of SSU-rRNA from tricistronic rRNA transcript (SSU-rRNA, 5.8S rRNA, LSU-rRNA). Gene Ontology annotation, cellular component: preribosome, small subunit precursor; nucleus. The record is from RefSeq and is a predicted model, not a curated record. Gene Ontology annotation, molecular function: GTPase activity; U3 snoRNA binding; GTP binding.